Molecule: messenger RNA, 717 nt
Organism: Ambispora leptoticha
Lineage: Eukaryota; Fungi; Glomeromycota; Glomeromycetes; Archaeosporales; Ambisporaceae
Source: the annotation of a GenBank genome assembly
AUGUCAAACAUACCCACGCCAACAGAGACUGGUGCAAGUCAAAUAGUUUCCAAAGUCGUUGAGCAAGAACCUCACGUCAUAAAAAAAGAGCCUCUAAAUACUGCGGACUCACGUUGGGUUGGUCUAUACAAGUUAACCUAUGUUGAUCCUUAUGGACAAGAAAGGUUCUGGGAAAGCGUGGAAAGAAAAACAAAAAGAACCAACGAAUUGACUGUUGUUGGAAUCGUCGCGAUAUUGACCUCAAAAGAGACUGCAGAGCGUAAAACUUUGCUAUGCAUACAGUUUCGACCUGCCGCUGGAGUAAAAUGUGUUGAAUUUCCAGCAGGAUUGAUCGAUGAGGGAGAAACUUUCGAGCAAGCAGCGCAUCGUGAACUUUUUGAAGAGACUGGAUACCGCGGGAAAACAGUUUCUAACACUUAUAAGAUGUCCUCUAAUGCUGGACUAUUGAAUUCUGCAACGAAACUGGUUUUCAUAGAGGUGGAUCUCGAUGACGAAAUCAAUAAAAAUCCAAAACCAUCGCUUGAGGAGGGAGAAUUUAUCGCUGUUGUGACAGUUCCAUUUCGGAAUCUAAAUAAGACGUUACAAGAAUAUGAGAAAGAUGGAUACGGGAUCGAUUCUCGACUUGCCUCUUUUGCAUAUGGAUUAGAGAUAACACUCCCAUAUAUCGCAGAAAUAGCCGAUACAUCAUGGGUACUUCUGCCAGGUUCACUAUGUUAG